Molecule: messenger RNA, 1974 nt
Organism: Pestalotiopsis fici W106-1
Lineage: Eukaryota; Fungi; Ascomycota; Sordariomycetes; Amphisphaeriales; Sporocadaceae
Exons: 3
Coding region: 1-1974 (657 amino acids)
Source: RefSeq, a predicted model, not a curated record
AUGGACUCACCAUACCCGCCUCUCUGUUCCGCGUGUCAACGCAUAUUCGAUCCUGGCUCGUGCUCGUACAUGGUGUAUCAUUCAACAUCACAUCAAGAACGCGAACGUUCGAGGGCAGCAGGAUGCUGGAUUUGUGAUAGUCUUGUCAAUCAACCCAACUUUGAAGGCUUUAACGAAAUUCUGUUCUACACAAUUAAGCGCGAUGGCGAGAACUCCCUUCUGUACAGAAUCACAUUCUAUGGUGACGAACAGCUUCGAGUAUUACCACAACUAAGACAUAGUUUUCUUCAAAUCAUUGCUCGACGGACUGAACUGCCAUCAAGCUUUUUUGACAAUGCGGCGAAAUCCAGGUCAUGUGUCUCGACGGGCCAACCUGAGGUCUUGCAGCUGGCCUUGGACUGGCUCAAAAUCUGUCAAGAGUCCCAUCAUUGUAUGGCCCGACCGACGGAUGGCUGGCAUCCCAGUCGAUUGCUCGAUGUAUCUCGUGACGACUCUGUACGUUUAGUGAUUACAGCGGAUGAGCAAACUGUUGGAAACUACGCCACAUUGAGCUAUUGCUGGGGCAAAGAUCGUUUCCUAACGAUGACACCAAACAAUAUUUCAGAGUUCAAGGCUGGCCGCUCGAUCAAAGACUUCCCUUUAACCUUUCGAGAAGCCUUCACCGUAACAAAAUCCCUCGGAAUCAAAUACUUGUGGAUCGACAGCUACUGUAUAAUGCAAGGAGACAGCAACAUAGCGCGCGAUGACUGGGAUCGUGAAGCACAACAGAUGUGCAGCGUGUAUACCAACUCUUUUCUGAAUAUUGGCUCUGCCCAUUCUGAUGGUCCCAAUGGCGGCCUCUUCCACAAACAUGCUAUAAGCGAUUGGCAAUAUUUCAUCAAGUGGCAGCCAACAAGUGAUGACGAUGAGCUGCUUCUCGAGCUGGAGGUUGACGGACCCAGCUUCAACGAGAUAUAUAACUUUACUUCAAGGAGUUUGAUGAGUUCCGUUAUGUCAACUCGGGCUUGGAUUGUCCAGGAGAUUGUGUUGAGUCCUAGAAUGCUCACUUUCACCGAUGAGCAGCUUUACUGGCAAUGCUCUGAGUCGCACGCCUGCGAAGCAUUCCCACUUCAGACGUCCAACGGUAUUGACCAUACGAGGAGAUGUAGUCCAUUCUGGGUAAUGGAAUCUGGUCGCCAGUACCCUCCUUCUAACAACGGAAGUGCUUCUAUUGAGCUGCGAAGAUUGCGAUCAAGAUGGUUCCAAAUCUUGGAUUUGUACUUCAAAGCGAAAUUAUCAUACCCAGAGAAAGACUUGCUCAAAGCAUUAGACGGUAUAGGACAACGAUUCGCUCAGCUUACUGGCCAAGCUUAUUGGGGUGGAAUAUUGGAAGGCACAUUUCCACAAGCCUUGCUAUGGGAGACACAGACAAACCACCACCGCGACAGCUACUGUGAGCUUGGACCAUCGGGGCUCGCCCCUAGUUGGCAUUGGGCAUCCCAUAAAUCAGCUUCCUAUUUUGAGAACCAAAUGUACGAGCCAGAUCCAACGUCGCAGGAGCUUGUGCUGGCCCACACAUUCUUAUGGGAGGACGGUAUGCCCUUCGAUUCAAAGACUGCAAAAGACGCCGCGCUCAACGUGCAAGGGCCCGCUUUGAUAUGCAUAGGCAGGUUACUAAAGCUUAGAUUAGCAGAUCUCCAUGAAAACGGUCAUUUCCACCCAGGUUUGGUACAAUAUCCAUUUGAUUCCAUCUCAUUCAGCUCCAUCGAUGCGGGGAAGGUCGAUGACUUCAAGAACGCCCGGCUAGGCGAGCUCAAAUUCUUACCUCUCUUGAUGACUUACGGGAAAAUCAUAGAAGGGGUGGUAAUCUGUACCGACAAACACGGGUUCAGCAAACGAGUUGGUUAUGUGAAACUGAUGGGUGAGUCACGAAACGGUGAUGCUUUUCAACGGGAGUUGUUGCAGGAAAAGCCGCGUUUGAUAUUCAUUGAGUGA